AUGGCUCCCCGAAUGGAUAUAUUCGCUAUCAAAUUAAGAGGUCUUCGACAAGGUGAUUCGCUAUCCCUUAUGCUCUUCGCACUGGUGAUGGAUGUGCUGAGCUCGAUGUUUGUGCAUGCUUUAAACACCAAAGUUCUAGUAGGGGUUCCCCUUGGGGAGUUUGGUAGUAGCUGUUUGACUGGUUUGGAGACCAAUUUUGAUAAAACAUGUCUUUACUCGAGCAAGAUUGGUGAAUUGCCAGAGGUUGCUACUGCCGAAACUCUCAGUUGUGUUGUGGGUACGCUUCUAGUCACAUAUCUUGGUAUCCCCAUCUCUAGGAGUGGGCCACAUAAGAAGGACUGGGAAGGGCUUAUUCUUAACAUUAGAAGACGACUGCCAGCUUGGAAAGUGUGGACCUUUUUUGGGAGAAUCCUGCAGCUACCAGACCCACCUGAGUCUAUGACUUUGGUCUAG
This is a messenger RNA of Dioscorea cayenensis subsp. rotundata (Guinea yam), 453 nucleotides long. RefSeq lists its product as uncharacterized. Lineage: Eukaryota; Viridiplantae; Streptophyta; Magnoliopsida; Dioscoreales; Dioscoreaceae. The transcript is spliced from 3 exons. The record is from RefSeq and is a predicted model, not a curated record. Bases 1 to 453 code for a protein of 150 amino acids.